UAUUAUUACACCUAUUUGAACACACACACGCAAACACACACUCACACAGAGUCUCCUCUGUGAUCGAUUAGCUUAGUGUGUCUGAUCUCUGAUCACUUCCUUUCAUGGUUAUCGAUACUUAAGCUUCUCUCAGUGUCGGUGGUUUCGUCUGUCGGUGUCGGUCCGGUUCCGUCUGGUUCUUGUUCCGGAACUUUUGGGACUCAGUGUGAAGCUUCAGUCCCGGGUGAACUGUUAGCAUCUUCCUGCUGGAGCUCAUUAAGCUUCUGUUAGCUUCUGUUAGCUUCAUCACGCGGGUCAUUUCCGCCUCCGACACUCCGCUUCACACCAGAACUUCGCGCUGCUCUCCGGACCAAACACAGCUGAGCUCCGAGGCUAGUUAUCUGGUUCGGUGCUGUUAGCAGGGCAGCUUAGCUAACUAGCUAACUGUUAGCCGGAGUUAGCCGCUAGACCGAGCUGCUCCGUUCUCGUCAUGCCGGCGAUGCUGGAGAGAAACCCCGAGGCUCCGGGGAAGCGGAGGGGCAGAGCCCCGGCGGGAGGUGGCAGCAGUGGCCCAGGAGCAGCUAACCCCAGCGGGAAGAGUUUGUCCGGUAAUGGAACCAGCUGCUGGGAAGAAGGAAGUUCAGGCUCCAGCAGCGAUGAGGAGCAUGGUGGCGGAGGGAUGCGGGUCGGACCGCAGUACCAGGCCGUGGUUCCAGACUUUGACCCGGAGGUGGCGCAGGCUGCUCAGCUCAGAGAAAACCUUGGCAUGUUGGUCUGGAUCCCCAGCAGCUGUCUGAACCACACUCAGUUGGACGAGUACGUCAACAUCGCCAAAGAGAAACACGGCUACAACAUGGAGCAGGCUCUUGGGAUGCUCUUCUGGCACAAACACAACAUUGAGAAAUCUCUUGCCGACCUGCCGAACUUCACUCCGUUUCCUGACGAGUGGACGGUGGAGGACAGAGUCCUGUUCGAACAGGCCUUCAGUUUCCACGGAAAGAGCUUCCACCGCAUCCAGCAGAUGUUACCUGAUAAGUCGAUGGCAAGUCUCGUCCGAUUUUAUUACUCCUGGAAGAAAAGUCGCAGUAAAACAAGUCUGAUGGAUCGACAGACGCGAAAACACAAAAGGGAGAGAGGAGACAGCGACGACGAAGUCGAGGACGUAAACAUAAAUCCUCCAAGUGACACAGAGUACGACCCGAAUAAAGACGACAAGAAAGAGGUGAGUUCUGGAUCAGAGAGGUCAGAGGUCAAACCAGCUGCUGGACUGAAGACAGGCAGUAAGGCGUCUCAGCGGUUGAAGAAACGUCCUCCCAGAGGAAUGUUUCUGAAUCAGGAGGACGUUGUCUCGCUGUCGUCUUCGUCUCCUCAGGGAUUCAUCAGACAACUGGACUGUCAGCUGGUCUCCAUCAAGAGACAGAUUCAGACCAUCAAACAGUCGAACAGUUGUCUGAAGGAUAAAAUCAGCUCAGGAGUCGACGAGUUCAGACAACCUGAGGUUAAUCAGAAGUUUAACACUCGUUGGACCACAGAGGAACAGCUGCUCGCUGUACAAGCCAUCAGAAAAUAUGGGCGGGACUUCCAGGCAAUCUCAGAUGUGAUUGGUAACAAAUCGGUGGUUCAGGUGAAGAACUUCCUGGUGAACUACAGAAGGAGAUUUAACCUGGACGAGGUUCUUCAGGAGUGGGAGGCCGAACACGGGAUGGAGGGGGGAGACGGGGGAGGAGGAGAGGAGGAGAAGAUGGAGGACAAGAUGGAGGUGUGUCUUGCUGAGGAGGAGGAGGCCACUGCUAAGGAGAUGAAGGAGGACUUGUCCUCUCCAGUGGACUCCCAGAAGCCUCAGGCCUCCUGAGACCAUCUGACCUUUGACCCUCUGGUUUUAUGAUGUCGUCAUGUGUUUUAUUUUAUUUUAUUGUCUCAGUUGAUCAGUUAGUAUGUGGAAAUUUUAUUGAUGAUUAUUGAUCAGGUAUGUGUCUUGUCUGUCAUGACUGCUCUCUCUGGACCAAUCAGAAAUCAGACCGGACCUGUCAAUCAAAGUGGUUGGGGCCUUUUGUUUGUUUGUUUGUUUGUUUGUUUGUUUGUUUGUUUGAUUGAAUGAUGUUUUAUGUUUUUAUUGAAGCAGCCAUGUUGGUGAUAUUACUCAAGUAGGAGGGGUUUCCUGUCCUGAUGAUGUCAUCAUGUUUUGGGGGUUUUAAGAUCUUUUAGAGGGGUGACAAUAAAACCAAAGUUAAUUAAUAAAU
This is a messenger RNA of Acanthopagrus latus (yellowfin seabream), 2219 nucleotides long. RefSeq names its product REST corepressor 1 (gene rcor1). The transcript has 13 exons. Lineage: Eukaryota; Metazoa; Chordata; Actinopteri; Spariformes; Sparidae. The record is from RefSeq and is a predicted model, not a curated record. Gene Ontology annotation, biological process: regulation of transcription by RNA polymerase II; negative regulation of DNA-templated transcription. The coding region runs from base 470 to 1831 and encodes 453 amino acids. Gene Ontology annotation, cellular component: histone deacetylase complex; transcription regulator complex. Gene Ontology annotation, molecular function: transcription corepressor activity.